This is a messenger RNA of Sphaerodactylus townsendi, 1224 nucleotides long. RefSeq names its product ring finger protein 223 (gene RNF223). The transcript has 2 exons. Gene Ontology annotation, biological process: protein ubiquitination. The record is from RefSeq and is a predicted model, not a curated record. Gene Ontology annotation, molecular function: ubiquitin protein ligase activity. NCBI's taxonomy places the organism in Eukaryota, Metazoa, Chordata, Lepidosauria, Squamata, Sphaerodactylidae. Bases 75 to 1040 code for a protein of 321 amino acids.
GUCGUAGGCAUCAGCCCAACACCGUCACUACUGUUCACCACUCCAUCUCCUAGCGAGAUCCCUUAGUGGAUUUUAUGGAGACGGCCGCCCUCCUCUCUUCCCGCCUGAGGAGAAACACUGGCUGGGAUUCCGUCAUGUCAUGCAUCACCCAACUAUGGCACGCAGAAGUGCCAGAAUCUCCGCCCAUGAGCCCUUUAAGCCCCAUCCCGGCUGCACCAGGUGAAAUCCCAAUCCCCCUCAGCCCCAUUGUGAUCACCUCCCCUGUGAUCACCACCCCUCCGAUCACCUCUCCUGCAACCACCUCUCCUGCAACCACCUCUCCUGCAAUCGCCUCCCCUCUAGAAGGAAGGCCCAGGGUGUGUUCCCCAAUACGGUCUCCAGUGGAUGGCAAAUGGAGGCUCAGCUCCCCGACAGACAAACCCACCUCCCCCAUCGAGUGCUCCAUCUGCUUCAACACCUACGACAACCUUUUCAAGACGCCCAAGGUCCUCGAGUGCCAGCACACCUUCUGCUUGGAGUGCCUGGCCCGCUUGGCCGCCGCGCUCCCCGCCAACCGGGUGGAAGAUCAGCUGCCCUGCCCUUUCUGCCGGCAGCUCACCGAAAUCCCCCUCGAAGGGACGCCGGGCCUUCGGACAAGCAAGGAGCUCCUGGCCACCUUGCCGCCUGAAUUCCAGCGGGAGAAGGUCCUCUGGAUGGAAGGCACCAAGUUGUGCUGCAGGCAGACCUCCGACCCGGAGAACCCGGACUGCAUCAGCAUCGACGUGGCCCUGAGCAAACCAGAACACCCCGAACUGCCCCCGGAGACCUUCAUGGGGAGGUUGUCUCGCUGCGCCAUGUGUGAUGACUGGAAACGCAUCAUCCUGCUCUCGGCACUGAUCAUUAUCCUGUUCUGUAUCAUCCUCUGGCCCGUUCAGUGUGUCCUUAAGACAGGCAACCUACGGUGCUUUACUAGGACUUACACGAUGACCAAACCGUACAUCCCAUAUCACCCACCCACCACGGCAGCACCAACCACAACAGCCUUCGAUCCCAUCUGGUGACCCUCGGACGCAACCCUCGCCUUGGGGACCUAACCCUUCCCGGAACUUUAUCCUGCUCACAUGGACAGGGUUUUUUUUGUUAUUACUUGAAGUAUUCCUGCUGCUCUUUUAUGCACUUUUGAUGACUUUAUAAACCAGUGAUGGCAAACCUUUUCGAGACCGAGUGCCCAAAUUGCAACCCAAA